Messenger RNA from Paracoccidioides brasiliensis Pb18, 1080 nucleotides. RefSeq lists its product as uncharacterized. Gene Ontology annotation, biological process: lipid biosynthetic process. The transcript has 2 exons. Bases 1 to 1080 code for a protein of 359 amino acids. Gene Ontology annotation, molecular function: iron ion binding; oxidoreductase activity. The record is from RefSeq and is a predicted model, not a curated record.
AUGGAUGUGGUGCUGGAGAUCUUCGAUACGCUCGUCUUUGACUACCUCUACGCUACUUUUGCGCCUGCAAAGGGUGCUGCCGGCGCGGCUGGUGGUGCGCCCCUAUCCCCAACCAUCAGCAAUGGCGCCAAUGUAACGGGCUCUAUCUUCGCCAGUGCCGGAGAAUAUGUAUACCAGCCCUCAUCCUCGUAUUUCAGCCUGCAACCCUCCAAGUACGCAUACAUGUCCUCGCUGCAGAGAGAUAAUAUAUUCAGGCAGGGAUUGACUCUGUAUCUCAUCACUUGGAUCUUCGGCCUAAUCAUCUACUUCAUCUUCGCCACCCUCUCCUACAUCUUCGUCUUCGACAAAUCAACCUUCAACCACCCCAAAUACCUCAAAAACCAAAUCCGAAUGGAAAUAAAACAAACCUCCAUUUCCCUCCCCUUAAUGGCCGUCCUCACCGCCCCCAUCUUCCUUCUCGAAGUCCGUGGCUACGCAAAACUAUACGACAAUCUUUCUGACGCCCCCUUCCCCCUUUACAACUACCUCCAAUUCCCCUUCUUCAUCCUCUUCACCGACUUCUUUAUCUACUGGAUCCACCGUGGCCUCCACCACCCCUUACUCUACAAACGCCUCCACAAACCACACCACAAAUGGAUCAUGCCAACCCCAUACGCCUCGCACGCCUUCCACCCGUUGGAUGGCUACGCCCAAGGCCUCCCCUACCACAUCUUCCCUUUCAUCUUCCCCUUGCAGAAAUUCGCCUCGGUCUUCCUCUUUGUCACCAUCAAUAUUUGGACCAUCCUCAUCCACGACGGCGAGUACGUCGCCAACUCCCCGUUAAUCAACGGAGCGGCAUGCCAUACCAUGCACCAUUUGUAUUUCAACUACAACUACGGGCAGUUUACGACACUGUGGGACCGGCUGGGGGGCAGUUAUCGGAAGCCAAAUAAAGAGCUUUUUCAUAAGGAGACGAAGUUGGUGAAGGAGGAGUGGGAGAGGCAGGCGAGGGAGAUGGAGAGGGUUGUUAAGGCUGUGGAGGGUAAUGAUGAUAGGACGUAUGAUGGGGGUGACGUUCAGGAAAGUAAGAAGACGAUGUAG